Messenger RNA from Cherax quadricarinatus, 1164 nucleotides. Lineage: Eukaryota; Metazoa; Arthropoda; Malacostraca; Decapoda; Parastacidae. The record is from RefSeq and is a predicted model, not a curated record.
AUGGCUGGUGGACCUCCAUCCCACCUGGCUGACCCUCCAUCCAACUUGGUUGGUCCUCCACCCCACAUGGAGGACCCUCCAUCCCACAUGGCCGACCCUCCACCCCACAUGGCUGACCCUCCAUCCAACUUGGCUGGCCGUCCAUCCCACCUGGCAGCAUCACUGACAACCAAGAGUGAUGGAGAGCUCUUGGUCCCUAGCUCCACCCUAAUGGGCGUGUGCGAGUUCCCAGCGGAGUGGAGUGGGAAGUGGUUUCGGUCCGGCAUGGGACAGGAAGGUCCCAUCGUCAUCACUAGAAGCAGCAUCUCCAAGACCGGAGACUGUGAGGAGAAGGGCAAGUCUAACAGAUACCUCGUCAAGGAGGAGAAAUACAACUGUCGCAAGUGCAUGGUGAUCAACAUGAAGCAUAACAACAUCAUUCAGUACAAGGAAUCGUACUGUGACGACACUAUGGAGAUGGACCUGCGGGCACUAUGUAUGGGCAUCACGGGCGACGCAAUGCUCUAUUCUAUGUUCCGCCUCAGUGCUGAGCCUGUCACCUGCCCCUUCCACGGACCCCUCACCUUCACCUACUCUAAAGGCUACGGCGAGUGUGUCCAACCUGUCUCUCAGGUGGAUUCCUGUGCUGAGGACUCCAGGCUGCUCUUCCGACACCAGGCUUGUGCUGACGUCCCUGGCUCAGAGAGCUUCGUGGAGGAGUUGGUAUGUCUGGCGUCGUGGAAGGAGGGCUCCAACCACUACCUGGUGGGUAAGGUCAACCACAUCCAUGCCAACAGCGACGAGGACCGCUACCGCUGCUUUAUCUACGAGCACCCGCACCACCAGGGCAACACCCAGACCUGGAACCUGGCACAGUCUGCAGACGCUACCUGUCAAGGCCUCAUCUCCGCUCACGAGGGCAGCAAGACUAUGAAACUCACCAAAGUGACCCACAACGGAAAGUGCAAGUUCCCAGGCUGGCUGACGGCCCACCGUCACUGGCACACGCUCGACAACAGCCAGAGUUACUUCGUUUAUCACAAGAAUACCUCCCUCAGGAUCAGCAACGGAACUGCCGCACCCCAGGAUAUUGAGGUAUAUACCAGUUCUUUAUUUUUUGAUCAUCUGGAAAUUCCUUUUCUUUCCCUAACUUCUCCUGAAAACCGCUGACAAAAAUUAAGCAAA